Acyrthosiphon pisum (pea aphid) is the source of this 1093-nucleotide messenger RNA. Its product is annotated as kelch-like protein 2. Gene Ontology annotation, molecular function: protein binding. The transcript is spliced from 5 exons. Lineage: Eukaryota; Metazoa; Arthropoda; Insecta; Hemiptera; Aphididae. The coding region runs from base 135 to 509 and encodes 124 amino acids. The record is from RefSeq and is a predicted model, not a curated record.
UGAAAACUGUAAAAUAAUCGAAGAAAAAAAAAUAAUCGUCGUAAUAAUCGAUUAAUCGAAAUAAUCGAACAGCCGUAAGUAAGCGUACAGAAUGGUACGAUCCAAAAACGGAACGAUGGCAUUAUGGACCAGAAAUGAUUACAAGUCGUGGAAGAGCUGGUCUAGCCGUAGUGAAAGAUAAUUUAGUGUUUUCUUUGGGUGGUUUUGAUGAUGAUGUUGAAUCUCUUCGGUCUGUCGAUGUCCUAGAUUUAUCUUCAGAAUCACCCUGUUGGAAACCAAGUGUUGGCAUGUUAGUUGAACGAGAUAUUUUAGGAGUUGGUGUUAUCAAUAAUUACCUAUAUGCCGUCGGUGGACAUAAUGAUAGUGAUGGUAUAUUAGAUACUGCAGAAGUUUUCGAUUACGAUACUCAAGAAUGGAGUUUCAUAACAAGUAUGUCUACUAUAAGAUAUGACUUUGGGGUCGGAGUCCUGAAUAAUCUUUUAUACGUGUUGCUGAAUUCAAUGGUAUAAUAAUUACUUGGGAACUGAUUUAAUUUCAAUGACCGACAAACCUAUUUAGAAGUAUAAAAGCUGAAUUAUACUAUCUUUGCUUACCACCGCACCGGUAGGAGGACUUGGUCAAUCAUCACAGGCUUUAGACACUGUUGAAUGUUAUGAUCCCAGUCUUGAUACAUGAACACCAGCCUCAAAAAUGUGUGUACAUCGCAGAGGUGCUGGUGUAGGAGUUUUAGACGGUGUACUGUAUGCUGUAGGUGGUCAUGAUGGAUUUAACUACCUGAGUAGUGUUGAAACGUACACACCAAAUACAGGCGUUUGGACUUCUAUUGGAGAGAUGAGUUUACCUCGACGACAUGCAGGAGUAGUUGCAUUAGACGGUUUAUUGUACGUCGUCGGUGGAGAUGACGAAACUUCUAAUUUGGAUGCUGUAGAAUGUUAUAACCCAAAAACUAAUACCUGGACCAUGGUCACUGCAUCAAUGAAUGAUAAACGGAAUUCAGUAGGAGUAGUAGUCAUUAAUAGGCCACAACAUUUUAAAACUUGUUAGCAUUCAUGAUUUUUUUUUUGAUACAAUAAAUAAAUGUUUUCUUCUUUUA